AUGCCGGCCACCGGCGCGUUGGCGCCCGUCGCGGCGCCUGGGGCUCGGCGGCCGCUCCUCAUCUUCCGCCGCGCCGCGCCGCGCCCGCAGGUGCCGACGACGACGACGCGGUGGCGGUGCCGCGCGUCCGCCGCCGCCGCGCACGGAGCGCCGACGCCGAGCUCGAGCGCCGCGGCGAGGAGGAGGCGAGGGGUCAAGGAGUACGUGGAGGCGGCGCGGGAGAUGGCGCGGCAAAAGGACGGCGGCCCGCCGCGGUGGUUCUCGCCGCUCGAGUGCGGGGGCGCCGGCGCCGGCGGCCGCGUCCCCGGCGCACCCACGCUGCUCUACCUGCCCGGAAUUGAUGGAAUUGGUUUAGGACUUGUACGGCACCAUGAAAGAUUGGCAGAGAUGUUUGAGUUGUGUUGCUUGCACAUACCAGUUGAAGAUCGAACGUCCUUUGAAGGACUGGUUGAGUAUGUGGAGAGGACAGUAAAGUCACAGAGCUCAAGAGCACCAGACAGACCAGUGUAUCUUGUUGGAGAAGCAGUAGGAGCGUGCAUCGCUCUAGCCGUUGCUGCGCGAAACCCAGACAUAGACCUGGUAUUGAUCCUAGUAAACCCAGGAACAUCAUUCCAUAGGUCACAGUUGCAAACUCUCUCAGCCUUCUUGGAUAUGGUCCCUGAACCCUUCCAUUUGACCACUCCACAGCUGCUAAAUUUUCUGACAGGGAACUUCAUGAAGAUGCCAUCAACUUUUGUUGGACGUGGCUUCUCUCUAGAAGAAGCUGGUCAGACAUUAUCAGAGAUCACAUCCAAUUUGUUGGAUUCCCUUAUGAUUUUGGUUGAUGUUCUGACAAAGGAAUCUAUCGUUUGUAAGUUGAAAAUGUUGAAGACAGCAUCAUCAUUUGUCAAUUCCCGUUUACAUGCAGUCAAGGCCGAGACUUUGGUGCUAGCCAGUGGAAAUGAUGAACUUCUACCAAGCAGCCAAGAGGCUGAGAGGCUCCGUGGUGCUCUAGAGAAAUGCAGAACACGUCUUUUCAGAGAUAAUGGCCACAAAAUCUUACUGGAAGCCGAUUUCGAUCUCGCAACAACCAUAAAAGGAGCUGGGUUCUACCGCCGCACCAGGAAGACAGACUUCGUUUCAGACUACCUACCUCCUACUCCAGAUGAGUUCCAACAAGCUAUCAAUCACGACAGGAUCCUAAAGCUUGUCACUGACCCAGUGAUGCUAUCAACACUGCCUGAUGGGAAGAUAGUGAGGGGUCUGGCAGGGCUGCCAAGGGAGGGCCCUGCCGUGCUGGUUGGGUACCACAUGCUCCUGGGGUUUGAGCUUGGACCUAUGGUCACAGGCAUCCUGAGCAGCACCGGAGUCCACAUCCGGGGCUUGGCGCACCCCUUCAUGUUUGACAAGAGCACCGAGCAGCUGAUGCCCGACUCGGCGCACUUCGACCUGCAUCGGAUCAUGGGGGCAGUGCCAGUCACAGGUGCCAAUUUUUACAAGCUCCUUGCAGAUAAGGAGUUUGUGCUGCUGUAUCCAGGAGGUGCGCGGGAAGCGCUUCAUAGAAAGGGAGAGGAGUACAAGUUGUUUUGGCCGGAGCAACCUGAAUUCGUGAGAAUGGCAUCCAGGUUUGGAGCAACGAUCAUACCAUUUGGAGUAGUGGGAGAAGAUGAUAUAUGCCAUUUGUUGUUAGACUACAACGAUCUUCAGAAGGUUCCCUUCUAUGAUAUACUCGACAACGCCUUAAACCGCGAUGGACUGAAGCUAAGGACUGAUUCCAUGGGAGAGGUAAAAAAUCAAAGAAUGCACCCCCUAGUGCUUGCGCCAAAGGUACCAGGGCGGUUUUACUUCGUCUUUGGAAAGCCUAUUGAGACAAGAGGGAGAGAGAAAGGACUACGAGACAGAGAGGAGGCGCAGCGCCUCUAUUUGCAAGUCAAAUCUGAGGUGGAGAGCUGUAUCAACUAUCUGAAGGAGAAAAGGGAGGAGGACCCUUACAGGAGUAUACUGCCCAGGCUUCUCUACCAAGCAGUUUAUGGUCCCAAUGCAGAAAUACCCACAUUUGAACCGUGA
This is a messenger RNA of Miscanthus lutarioriparius, 2046 nucleotides long. NCBI's taxonomy places the organism in Eukaryota, Viridiplantae, Streptophyta, Magnoliopsida, Poales, Poaceae. The record is from the annotation of a GenBank genome assembly.